Messenger RNA from Pleurotus ostreatus (oyster mushroom), 753 nucleotides. RefSeq lists its product as uncharacterized. The record is from RefSeq and is a predicted model, not a curated record. The coding region runs from base 1 to 753 and encodes 250 amino acids. The transcript has 8 exons. Gene Ontology annotation, molecular function: hydrolase activity. NCBI's taxonomy places the organism in Eukaryota, Fungi, Basidiomycota, Agaricomycetes, Agaricales, Pleurotaceae.
AUGAGUUUCUGCGAGAACUGUGUCAAAGGUGUCCGUCAUGAGGGCACACCCGAAGGGAAAUGGGAGACCUUGGGCGGUGUUGAAACCUAUGUCGCUACUCCAACUGUGGAUUAUCCCAAGAACAAGGUGAUCUUGUUCUUGACGGAUAUCUUUGGUCCUUCGCUUCCCAACUCCCAGUUGCUGGCCGAUGACUUCGCUCGCAACGGCUUCAAGGUCGUCAUUCCUGAUAUUUUGAAUGGAGAUUCUGCUCCUCCUGAUGCUCUCAGUGGAAAUACCAGCUUCUCCCUUCAGGAUUGGUUCGUAAACCACACUCCUGCGCACACCCGGCCCACGGUCGAUAAGGUCGUCGCCGCCUUAAAAGAGCAAGGGGUUACUGACAUCGCCGCAGCUGGCUACUGCUUUGGUGCCCGGGCUGCCUUCGACCUCGCCUUUGAUGGGCUCGUCAAAGUCGUCGUCGUGUCUCACCCAUCUCUCCUCCAAAUCCCCGACGACUUGGAGAAAUACCUUAAAGUAUCUAAGGCACCACUGCUGAUUAACAGCUGCACAGACGAUCCCCUAUUCCCUCACCCCUCGCAAGAGAAGGCUGAUGAGGUACUCGGGGGUGGCAAGUUUGCACCUGGAUACAAGCGUGAAUACUUUGAAGGGUGCGCUCACGGGUUCACUAUCCGUGGCGAUCUCAGCGAUCCGAAAGUGGUCGCUGGUAGAGAGGGCGCGUUCAAGGCCUCAGUUGAGUGGUUGAUUAAAUAUCUGUAG